UUAGAAACAAUUAUUUUAUUCUCUUGCCGAAACUGAAAGCUGGAUUUAUAACCUAAACCCAUGAAUUAUGAUCAUUAUCAUCUCAUAACGUACAAUAAGUUGUUGAUGACUCUCCUGUUCAAUUAUAGGCUAAGCUCUUAAUGUUAUUUGUUGGCUUUCCGACGUUGUUUGUUGGGUCAUGCAUCUAUUUAAUCGUCCCAUGAAUUAAUAUCUUCAUAUUGCAGUGGAGAUCGGGAGAAUAUGUUGGAAAGAAUGGCCCAAACAAAAAUCCCUUCCAUCCAGCUUGGCACAAUAUUAGUGCUGAUCAUGUGUAUGUUGUUUUGCUGCAGAACGACUCAGCAAGCAGAGACGGCCAACAUGGUUGGUGAUGACAAAGGUUGGACCUUUGGCGUCAGUGACUGGCCUGAUGGGAAGAGCUUUAAGACCGGCGAUAUUCUUGUGUUCAUGUAUGAUCGGACCAAACACGAUGUGGUGGUUGUCCGAGAUGAUCAACAUGGUUAUGAUUCAUGCACUGUCCCAGAGGUUGUCGCCGGAUGGUAUCAGACAGGAUAUGAUGAGAUCAAGCUUGAACAAGGAAUAACAUUUUUCAUCAGCUCCUAUCCUCAAAACUGUGCAUCCGGAAUGAAGCUGGCUAUAAAUAUUACUGCUUGAUCAGGAACCACACGAUCAACUGAACAUCUUUAUAUACGGAUCCCCCCGGUCUCUCUUAUCAAUAAUUGUAAGGCCAGACAUGCGUGCAUGCAGCAUGCUAUUCGAUCGAUCGUUUUGUUUUAAGUUGUCAAGAAUUACUUAUACGAAUGUAUUUGAUUAUGAU
Molecule: messenger RNA, 814 nt
Organism: Juglans microcarpa x Juglans regia
Lineage: Eukaryota; Viridiplantae; Streptophyta; Magnoliopsida; Fagales; Juglandaceae
Product: basic blue protein-like
Exons: 2
Coding region: 241-651 (136 amino acids)
Cellular component (GO): plasma membrane
Molecular function (GO): electron transfer activity
Source: RefSeq, a predicted model, not a curated record